AGUCCAGCGCUCAGAACGUAGCUUGCGACAUAGCAUUUACGCAACGCCCGCUCGCUACCUUUGCGCUGGCUUGCCUACUGGCCUUGUCGUUUAAAACCAUUACUGUAGCGGGCGCUUAACUUGCGCUAUCUGCUUGAGCGAAACGAGGAAGCUUCUGCACUCGCGUGAGGCAUUGCGCAGCAUCACCUCAGGCAUCACCAGUGAUGGCGGAGGCCCGCGGAGCCGCUAGCAGCGGUGCUGGCGCCACCGGUUGGGCCAGCAGCCUCGGAUCGCGCCUGGAUGUUGCAAGGAAGGGCCUGGGCCGGGGCCUAGCCUGGGCGGGCGGCGCGGCGGUCAUAAGUUCGUUGGCGGUGGUGGCUGCCAGGUUCCAGGCACAGCGGGCCGACCGGCAGCUGCCCUCCGAGUUCGUGCUGGAGCUGCCGCUGGACCGGCUGCACCUGGUGGACGCCGUGGACCCCAGCCCCUGGGCGCUGCUGAGGGGCGACACGCAGCAGGUGGAGCUGCCCAAGGUGGUGGCGGCUCUGAAGCGCGCGGCGGGAGACAGCCGCUGCCGGGGCCUGGUCACGUAUGUGGGGGCGCGCGAGAACCUGGGAGGUCUGGCCACGGUGCAGGAGGUGCGCGACGCCAUCUCAAACUUCCGCCUUCAUCUGGCAGCUGCGGCGGCAGGCCGCGGCGCAGGCGGCGGCGGCGGCGGCGGCUCGUCGGGCUCCUCCUUCCCCGCCGCCGUGGCCUUCGCGGCCAGCUUCGGCGAGGCGGGCGGCAGCGGCAUGGUGCCGUACCUGCUGGCGAGCGCGUGUGACCGGGUGUACGUGCAGCCCUCGGGCCUGCUCGGCCUCGUCGGACUGGAGAGCCGCGCCUUCUUCGCUCGGCCGCUGCUGGACCGCCUUCGCGCCGAGCCGUACUUCUUCGCUCGGGAGGAGUUCAAGUCCGCUGCCAACACCUUUCGCGAGUCGGGCCUCACAGAGCCGCAGCGGGAGAACAUGCAGGCGCUGCUGGGUGACCUGGCGGGGCAGAUGAUGUCUGCCAUGGCGGCGGCGCGCGGGGUGGACGGCGCGGCGGUGCGGGAGGCGGUGGAGGCGGCGCCGCUGCUGCCGGCGGCGGCGCUGCGGCGGGGGCUGCUGGACGGCACAAAGUACAAGGACGAGGUCCAGUCGCUGUAUGUGAUCAGUGACAAGGCGCUGGCGGAGGAGAAGGCCAAGCAGGGGGCCAAGCACAGGCGGAGGCAGGACGACAACCGUAUGGUCCGAGUGCCCAUUGACAAGUACAUCCAGGUGACGGAGCUGCAGGCGGCGGCGGCGGCCCGCGGCUCGGGCUGGCUGGCGGGCACCCCCUUCGAGGGCCUCAGCCUCCUGCUGCGGGGCCGGCUGCAGGAGACGGUGGAUGCCGCCUCCAAGCCCGGUGUGGGGCCUGUGGAGCAGCGGGUGGCGCGCAAGGGGCAGCCCAAGGUGGCGGUGGUCACGGCGGCAGGCACCAUCGUGCAGGGCCCCGUGCCGCCCACUGGGCCCGGCGCCAACCAGCAGGUGAUUGACGCCACCAAGCUGAGCGCUCAACUGAAUCAACUGCUGGAGGACCCGGACGUGCGCGCGGUGGUGGUGCGUGUCAACAGCCCGGGCGGGUCGGCGCUGGCCUCUGACUCCAUCUACCACGAGCUGCAGCGGCUGAGGGCGGCGGGCAAGCCAGUGGUGGUUAGCAUGGGCGACGUGGCCGCCAGCGGCGGCUACUACAUCGCAGCCGCGGCUGAUGCUGUGGUGGCCCAGCCCGGCACCGUGACGGGCUCCAUUGGUGUGGUGGCGGGCAAGAUCAACGUGGGCCGCACGCUGGAGGACGUGGGCGUGCGCAGCGAGGGCGUCACGGUGGGGCGCAACGCCGACAUGCUGAGUCCCUUCACGGGCCUGGCUCCGGAGCAGGCGGCGCAGGUGGAGGCGCUGGUGGACCACGUGUACGACGACUUUCUGGACAAGGUGGCCAAGAGCCGCGGGCGGCCGGUGUCGGAGGUACGGCAGCUGGCCAAGGGCCGCGUGUACACGGGGCAGCAGGCGUACGACAUCGGCCUGGUGGACCAGCUGGGGGGGCUGGAGGCCGCAGUCAGCCGGGCCAAGGCGCUGGCCAAGCUUCCUGAGGACGUGGCGGUGGUGGAGCACCCGCCGCGGCGCCUGCCGCUGCUGCUGCAGCUUCUCAAGCGGUCGGGCAUGAUGAACGGAGCAGGCGGAGCAGCCGGGGCCUCAGCGCUAGGAGGCCUGGGGGAGGUGGGCGCGGUGGUGGCGGUGGCGGCCGCCGCGGCGGGGCUGCCCGUGGCAGCGGGUAGCGGCGGCGUGGCGGCGGCAGCCGCAGCCGCGGCCGCAGCGGGCGGGCUGGGCGCUGCAGGGCGUGGCGUGGCGGAGGUUGGGGCCGCGCUGUCGCUGUUGGAUGGGGAGCCGCAGAUGUACUCGGUGGAUGCGGCACUGCUGGCGGCACAGGUCUAGGUGUAGCGCAGGAAGACUGGACGGAGACUACCGUGGUUGUGACCGGUGUGUGAGACCAUGUUGUUGGGAGUGCGUGUGCGAUGGGACAGUGGUAAGGCAGGUUGGUGAAGUCCCGUAGGGUGCAGCUGGUUCCCAGAACCCAGCAUGUUGUUGGGAGUGCACGAAGUCCCACUUCCUAUCACGUACCUCCUAGUUUGCCCGGCUAGUCCUGCCUCUACUUUGCCGCAGCGGGUAGCGGGUAGCUCUGUAUGCUAAGGGUUGCAAUGAUCUGAAACUCAUAUCACACGUUACAUGCACGAGGUAGGCGCUUGCGGCCUCAGACUGGAGACGUGGCGUGGGGUCAGCCCCCCUCCGUCCAGGCGCCGCGCCCUACCCGCACGGAGCGGCCACCAUCCAGUGACCUGACCGUCUCCGCCAUGUGCAUUUGUGACUACUUGUGAUCGGUGUUGGGGUGUAUGGGGGGAUUGGGGGCUAUCAUGCCGGCCGGCUAAGUCCGUCGACGAGGGGAGGCCGCUUCGGCGGCCCGCGCAACGCAAGCUUCUGUGAGGCAUUGCGCAGCAUCACCUCAGGCAUCACCAGUGAUGGCGGAGGCCCGCGGAGCCGCUAGCAGCGGUGCUGGCGCCACCGGUUGGGCCAGCAGCCUCGGAUCGCGCCUGGAUGUUGCAAGGAAGGGCCUGGGCCGGGGCCUAGCCUGGGCGGGCGGCGCGGCGGUCAUAAGUUCGUUGGCGGUGGUGGCUACCAGGUUCCAGGCACAGCGGGUAUGUGUGUGUGGCAGCACUGGAGGGCGGCAGACAGAAUGGCCGCUGCCUCCCUCCCU
Molecule: messenger RNA, 3279 nt
Organism: Chlamydomonas reinhardtii
Lineage: Eukaryota; Viridiplantae; Chlorophyta; Chlorophyceae; Chlamydomonadales; Chlamydomonadaceae
Exons: 17
Coding region: 204-2462 (752 amino acids)
Biological process (GO): proteolysis
Molecular function (GO): ATP-dependent peptidase activity; serine-type endopeptidase activity
Source: RefSeq, a predicted model, not a curated record